AUCGAGUAUAGAGGGGAAAUUGCAUGCCGUGUCAUACGCACAGCGAAGAAACUAGGGAUCAAAACUGUUGCUGUAUACAGCGAAGUAGAUGCCAAUUCCCUCCAUGUUCAACAAGCUGAUGAAGCAUACUGUAUUGGUCCCGCACCAUCCUCGGAGAGCUAUCUUCGUAUGGACAAGAUUAUAGAAGUCUGCCAUCGGAGUGGAGCUCAGGCCGUGCAUCCAGGGUAUGGAUUUUUGAGUGAGAACGCGAAAUUUUCAGAACAGCUAGCGGAGGAAGGUAUAGUAUUCAUAGGGCCACCUUCUAGCGCUAUUGUCAGCAUGGGAUCGAAAAGCGAAUCAAAGAACAUCAUGUCAGCCGCUGGUGUCCCUUGUGUCCCAGGUUAUCAUGGAACUAACCAAGACCCGCAGUAUCUAUUUGAAGAAGCACAGCGUAUAGGCUUCCCUGUUCUCAUCAAAGCCAUUCACGGCGGUGGUGGAAAAGGCAUGCGUACUGUUCACGCUGCUGAAGAAUUUCAAGAAGCACUUGAAUCUGCGAAGCGUGAAUCUCUCAAAUCCUUUGGCGACGACAACGUAUUGGUGGAGAAGUACAUAGUGAGGCCGAGACAUGUCGAAGUGCAGGUCUUUGCGGAUACUUUAGGUGGGGUUGUCAGCCUGUGGGAACGAGAUUGCUCCGUGCAAAGAAGGAACCAGAAGAUCAUUGAAGAGGCGCCCGCACCUGGUCUUACUUCAGAAUUGCGUGCCGACCUAAGUGCAAAGGCAGUUGCUGCUGCUAAGGCAGUGAACUAUGUUGGCGCAGGCACUGUCGAGUUCAUUUUCGAUAAUGAUACUCAAGAUUUCUUCUUCAUGGAAAUGAAUACCAGAUUGCAAGUGGAACAUCCUGUUACGGAAAUGGUCACGGGUUUGGACCUCGUAGAAUGGCAAUUAGAGGUUGCUGCCGGGAACCCUCUCCCCCUAUCACAGUCAGCCAUUCCUCUGGUUGGCCAUGCCUUCGAGGCACGCAUAUAUGCAGAGAAUCCACGAAACAACUUCCUCCCCGACUCUGGCCCACUCUUAUACCUUUCUACGCCUACCCCCACUCACGUAUUCGCGCCCACACUUCUUCCCCUUGCGGGAUCCUCCGCCUCAUCAGAUGCCUCUGCACCCCUCGUUCCAUCACGCAGUACAUCGUCAGUGAUGGCACCUUCCUUGCGACUGGAACAGGGGUUCACGCAAGGAUCGCAGAUUGGCGUAUUUUAUGAUCCAAUGAUUGCGAAACUUGUCGUCCAUGGACGUGAUCGCAAGGAAGCGCUGCGCAUGCUCCGUCGAGGCCUUGAGGAAUAUAAGGUUGUUGGCGUUUCAACCAACGUAGAAUUCUUGAGAUCUCUAGCUGGUAACGAUGCAUUCAUUGCCGGAGAUGUAGAGACAGGGUUUAUUCCGAAACACUUUGAUGAGCUCUUUCCUCCUAUCUCGGACCCAUCUCCAGAAAUACUAGCACAAGCUGCUCUUUUUGUUGCCCUCAGAGAACAUUCAAGUCAAACAUCUUCACCGUCGUCACCUUGGACUACUCUCCAUGCCCGUCGAUUUGGGGGAGACGAGUACGAGCGUAUCAUCACCCUACAGAAGGACGACAGCUCCGCAGAGCCCAUCACGGUGCAUGUCAAAUCGGCACAACAGCCAGGGCACUUCAACGUCGAUGUCCAGAGUGGCGCUUCCAGGACCUCGUUUACAUCAGUUCCUGCUUCUUUAGUGUCACCGACCACUUUCAACAGUACGCUCAACUCCGCGUCAAGCGAGACAACUAUAGUAUCGCAGCCGCCUCCACCAGCUAAGACCACGCUUGUCCUUCCCUCUCCAAAGUGGCUCCUCUCUCUCGGAGGCGAUGUCCUUAAUGCUGCCAAGGGCGCACUGAGGGCACCAAUGCCAAGUUUAGUCGUCGAGGUACGUGUGAAGGUCGGUGAUAAAGUAGAGAAAGGACAGCCGGUGGUCGUCCUGGAGAGCAUGAAGACAGAGACCGUGCUCAGAUCUGACGUAUCAGGCAUUGUGAAAGCUGUGGGAUGUAAGAAUGGUGAAAUGGUAGAGGAAGGGCGAGAGCUGGUUGAUAUAGAGGACAACGAUUCUUGA
Molecule: messenger RNA, 2100 nt
Organism: Serpula lacrymans var. lacrymans S7.9
Lineage: Eukaryota; Fungi; Basidiomycota; Agaricomycetes; Boletales; Serpulaceae
Exons: 13
Cellular component (GO): mitochondrion
Molecular function (GO): metal ion binding; ATP binding; methylcrotonoyl-CoA carboxylase activity
Source: RefSeq, a predicted model, not a curated record